Messenger RNA from Linum tenue, 229 nucleotides. The record is from the annotation of a GenBank genome assembly. Lineage: Eukaryota; Viridiplantae; Streptophyta; Magnoliopsida; Malpighiales; Linaceae.
AACCGUUUUCUGCUUCUAUUCUUCAUCCUCUUCCUCUUCUCCUUCCCAACAUCUUUAGCGGUACCUGUAAACACUGCCACUAAUCUACCUAAGGAAAAUGGGAAGAAGUUGGACAGGGUAACUGGUGGGGUUAGGAAGAUAAGCGUUGGAGGGCAUGGCUCAAAUCCGGGCGGUCACGGUCACACCCCAAGCAGCAAGAACUAGCACCGCGUGAACAUUUUGGACUGGG